AUGGCUUCCCAUCCCAUCUACACUCUUCUUGAACAAUCCCAAGUAUCGCCACCACCGGACACCCUAAGCGACAGGUCUCUGACUCUGACUUUUUUCGACAUCUUGUGGCUCGCCUCCCCUCCGGUUCACCAUCUUUUCUUCUAUGACCUCCCAACUACAAAACCUCACUUCACUGAGACCAUCGUUCCCAAACUUAAAAACUCGUUAUCAAUCACCCUUCAACAUUUUUUUCCUUUCGUUGGUAACUUGAUCGUAUUUCCAUCUCCUGAUAAAAAACCAGAAAUUCGUUAUGUUGAAGGUGAUUCUGUCGAUGUUACAUUCCAAGAAUCUAACCUUGAUUUUAACGAUCUUACAGGAAACCAUCCUCGAGACUGUGACAAGUUUUAUCACCUUAUCCCUCUACUGGGGAAGGGUGUUAAAGUAUCUGAUUACAUAAAGAUCCCCAUCUUCUCAGUUCAAGUAACGUUUUUUCCAUAUCAUGGUAUCUCUAUUGGUAUGACCAACCACCAUAGCCUUGGUGAUGCUAGCACUAGGUUUUGUUUCUUGAAGGCGUGGACUUCGAUUGCAUGUUCUGGAACAGAUAAGUCAUUCCUAGCUAAUGGAACUUUGCCGUUUUAUGAUAGAGUAGUCAACUACCCAAAACUAGAUGAAAGUUUUCUAAAGCGUUCAAAGGUUGAAACUCUUAUCGAAGGGUAUCAACCUCCUACCCUUUCUGGACCUAUUGAUAAAUCUCGUGCCACUUUCGUUUUGACACGAACUGAUAUCAACCGGUUGAAGAAAAUGGUCUUAACCCAACUGCCAACAUUAGUAUAUGCAUCAUCUUUUACAGUUGCAUGUGCUUAUACAUGGAGUUGCAUAGCAAAGUCACGCAACGAUGAGCUAGAACUAUUUGGCUUCGCUAUCGAUUGUAGGGCACGCAUGCAUCCACCAGUCCCACAGUCUUACUUCGGGAACUGUGUUUGGGGUUGUAUAACCAUAGCAAAAACUACAGUUUUAACGGGAAAGGAUGGAUUCGUGACUGCUGCUAAAUUGCUUGGAGAAAGUUUACAUAAGACCUUGACUGAUAAGGAUGGAGUCGUGAAAGAUAUAGGGUCGUUCGAUGAUUUGUUCUCGGAGGGGAUGCCAUCAACAAUGAUGGGGGUUGCUGGAACACCAAAGCUAAAAUUUUAUGAUUUGGAUUUCGGAUGGGGUAAACCAAAAAAGCAUGAAACCAUUUCGAUCGAUUACAAUGGGUCAAUAUCGAUUAGCGCCUGCAAAGAAUCAAAUGAAGAUCUAGAGAUUGGCGUUUCCCUUUCUGCUUCUGAGAUGGAUGCUUUUGUUGCUAUCUUUGAAGACGGAUUAAAAGCCGGCGUUUAA
Molecule: messenger RNA, 1356 nt
Organism: Lactuca saligna
Lineage: Eukaryota; Viridiplantae; Streptophyta; Magnoliopsida; Asterales; Asteraceae
Source: the annotation of a GenBank genome assembly